This is a messenger RNA of Aricia agestis (brown argus), 2195 nucleotides long. Its product is annotated as oxysterol-binding protein-related protein 1-like. The coding region runs from base 253 to 2112 and encodes 619 amino acids. NCBI's taxonomy places the organism in Eukaryota, Metazoa, Arthropoda, Insecta, Lepidoptera, Lycaenidae. The record is from RefSeq and is a predicted model, not a curated record. Gene Ontology annotation, molecular function: protein binding. The transcript is spliced from 14 exons.
UCGAUGGCAAAUUAUUCAAAAAUAAAAUUAAUUUAAUUUGUGGGUAGAAUAAGUACCGUAAAAUAUAGAAACUAUAAAAUAAGCACAAAGUGAUUCUACGACGCUGUUGCUGCGUACCACACAAUUCAUGGGCGAGGUCAUGUUGUGGUAGAAUCAAGGUUCUCACUUCUCGCUAGCGUAUCUUGUUUAUUAAUUUAUAAAUAUUAUGUAUCCUGUAGUUCAAAGUAAGUAAGGUACUGUAGAAGACGAAAAAUGUCCAAACAAGAGGAAAAAUCCGUGAUCGAGAGCGAGGAAUCCUUGCUUUAUUCUGCUAGACACGGUGAGCUGUCUGUAGUUAAGGCCCUGUUGGAAGCUAGACUUAAAGGAGAGCUAACGCUAGAUAUAAAUUGUAAAGGUAAAAACAAAAGUAAUCUAGGAUGGACUCCAUUACACUUAGCAACAUAUUUUGGCCACAAGGAUGUUGUUGAGGUUCUGUUGGACACUGGAGCCAAUGUGGACGAAGUUAAUGAGUCUGGGGACACAGCCUUACAUAAGGCUUCGUUUAUUGGUAAUGAGGAAAUACUUAUACUCCUCCUGAGCCACAAGGCUGAUGUUAAUGUUAUGAAUGGUGAAGGACGGACUGCAUUGGACAUGUGUAAGACUCAUGAUGUGCAGAGGCUGUUGGAGGCAGCUGAACUUGCUGAACGUCGGGACAGAGAGAGAAAACUGUUGAAUGCUGCCAAAGAGGGACAGAUAGAUAUUGUACAGGAGCUGCUGAGCGGGUCGAACUCUCCAAACAUUAACUGCGUGGACGCGCAGGGUAACACGUGCCUGCACUGCGCGGCGUACCGCGGCCACGCGCGCGUCGCUGUGUUGUUACUGCAGAACGGCGUUGAUACGUCGCUGAGAAAUAACAGAGGUCAGCUAGCAAUAGACUUGGCUAAGGACGCGGAGAUGCGUGAAGUGCUGAGCGUGCGGCCCGUGCAACGCCUGCAACGGACGGCGGCGCGCUUCGAGGGACCCGUCCUCAAGCGGUCACGGUUCUUGGGCUGGAGACCUGUUUGGGCCGUGGUACAGCGCGGCGUACUACUAUACUACGCGUCGCGGGCGGAGGCGGCGCGGGAGGGGGGGCGGUGGCGCGACCGCAAGUACCUGGACGGCGCGCGGGUGCACGCGCCCGACGCCGAGCCCGCGCUGCUCGUCGUCAGCUUCAGCGACGGCGACACGCACCGCCUGGCCGUGGCGCAGAAGGACGACGUGGCCGCGCACAGACAGUCAUGGCUGACGGCGUUAAAGGAGCACAUCGCGUACUCGGGGCACUACCUGUGGGCCGGCGCCGCGGACGUCGCGCGAGAGGCCACAGAAGACUUCGAUGAUGACUGCAAACCGCUUGGUUCAAUGCAGGACGCGCUAACGACAGCGACGAACAACCUGGCGCUGCUGGACACGCAGCUGCGCGAGUGCAACGCCAUACUCACCGCGCUCGACAAGACCGCCAACGUCGGCAACUCGCUUCACCACUCCGCCUACAUGCGGUUCCAGCACGCGUGCGGUUCGGGCGCGGCGGCGCUGGCGGCUCUGCGGCACUGCGCCGCACUCGUCGCACAGCAGCGGGACCGCGACGCGGCCGCGCUCGCCACGCAGAUCGAGCGUAACAGAGUACUGGAGGAGGCGCUGGCGGCGCUGGCGCGGACGCACCACGCGCUAGAGAUGUCCGUAGCUGAGGAACUGACUAAGAGUAAAAGAAAAAAGAAAGCUAUAAGUCAAUCGCGAAACGAAUCGAAAGAGAACUUCUACGACGUCUUUGACGACUCGGGCGACGAGGACGACACGUUGGUGACAGCAGGGCUGUCGUCGCCGUUGGGCGCGCUGUCGCCGUGGGGCUCCGGCCUCGACCUCGCGCGCCGCUCGCCGCUCGCCAGCGACGGCGAGCUGACACCCACAAACGACCGCGCACUCUCGCCAGUCGAGUCGCCGGUCGGGUCACCCGAGUCGACCGGUUCGCCGACGUCGCUCCACACUGCGUUGUCGCGGGCCAGCUCGCGCGGGACACUGGUGUCCGCCGGCGGACACGUGUACCGCAACGCCAGGCCCUACCGCAAGACUAAACUCAGUUCUCAUUGGUCGCUCUAGACGGGUUAGUACAAAUGUCAUAAGUAACUGAAGACUGUAGUUAUAAUAUUUUUAUAACUGUAUACACUAACCCCCUUACUAAU